Messenger RNA from Drosophila kikkawai, 1903 nucleotides. RefSeq names its product arylsulfatase B. The record is from RefSeq and is a predicted model, not a curated record. Lineage: Eukaryota; Metazoa; Arthropoda; Insecta; Diptera; Drosophilidae.
CCAGCGGAGCGUUUAGUCUCGCGGAGAACCCGCUGGGGAAAGGAUCCCCACCGAUCGUUGGGCAGUGUUCGCUUUUCAUCUUUAUAUAGUACAGACUUUAAAUAUGUCUUCAAAAAUGUCUGGAAGACUCCUAUACUUGUGGCUAGUGAGUGUCCUACUCAGCUUAGGAAAAGCAGCCGACAGCUCCGCCAAGCCAAAUAUAAUAAUUAUACUAAUUGAUGAUAUGGGCAUGAAUGAUGUGAGUUUCCAUGGCUCAAACCAGAUCCUAACGCCCAACAUCGAUGCUCUGGCCUAUAAUGGAGUCCUGCUGAAUAAGCAUUAUGUGCCAAAUCUCUGCACGCCUUCAAGGGCAACCCUGCUAACAGGAAAAUAUCCCAUACAUACAGGCAUGCAACAUUGGGUAAUCAUAACCGAUGAGCCCUGGAGCCUGCCCCAGCGUGAGCGUUUGAUGCCUGAACUAUUUCGGGAGGCGGGCUAUGCCACCCACUUGGUGGGCAAAUGGCAUCUGGGCUUCUGGCGCAAGGAUCUCACACCAACCAUGCGGGGAUUUGACCAUCAUUUUGGCUAUUACAAUGGCUACAUUGACUACUAUGAUCAUCAAGUUCGCAUGCUGGACAGAAACUACACGGCAGGCCUUGAUUUCCGUAGAGAUCUAGAGCCCUGUCCCGAGGCCAAUGGUACCUAUGCCACAGAGGCUUUUACUUCGGAGGCAAAAAGAAUCAUUGAGCAGCAUGAUAAGACCAAACCUCUAUUCAUGGUUCUCAGCCAUUUGGCUGUGCACACGGGCAACGAGGAUGAUCCCAUGCAGGCGCCACCCGAAGAGGUGGCCAAGUUUGCCCACAUCAAGGAUCCCAAGCGAAGGACCUAUGCGGGUAUGAUAUCCAGUCUGGACAAGAGUGUGGCUCAGACUAUGCGCGCCUUGAAGGAUAAUGGCAUGCUGAACAACAGCAUUGUUUUGCUUUACUCUGACAAUGGAGCUCCCACAGUGGGCAUACACUCCAAUGCAGGCUCUAACUACCCCUAUCGAGGGCAAAAGGAAUCCCCCUGGGAGGGUGGCAUUCGAUCUGCCGGUGCUCUGUGGAGUCCCUUGCUCAAAGAACGGGGCUAUGUGUCCAAUCAGGCUAUCCAUGCCAUCGAUUGGCUGCCCACUCUAGCAGGAGCUGCUGGGAUAACCUUGCCGCAGGAGCUUCAACUGGAUGGUAUUAAUCUCUGGCCAGCUUUGAGUGGAAACGAGGAGCCCAAGCCCAGGAGCUUCAUACACGCCCUCGACGAGAUCUUUGGCUACUCCUCGUACAUGAGGGAUACCCUGAAAUAUGUAAAUGGGAGCACCUUCGAGGGCCAGUACGAUCACUGGCUAGGAGAACUGGAAUCCAAUGAAGAUGAUCCCCUGAGUGAUAACUACGGACAGCAGGUUCUGUCAUCAGACGUUCAUAGUAUCUUGGGUGAUCGAGGACUCACGGAGGCUCAUAUCCUGCAAAUGCGAAGCGAAGCCACGCAAGAGUGUCCCGUGCUGGCAGGAGAAGAUCCGCAGGACCCCAAGUAUAAGUGUGAGCCCCUCAAGGAGCACUGUUUCUUCGAUCUGGCCAAGGAUCCCUGCGAGCGCUAUAACUUGGCCCAAUUAUAUCCCGCCCAGCUAGAGGAGCUCGCCCAAGAGGUGGAGCAAUUCCGGCGGACAGCAAUUCCCACGGCCCGCGUUCCCAUAACCGAUUAUCGGGCCGAUCCGGUGUUCCACAAUGGAAACUGGGAGUGGUGGAAUGAUACGGAUACGGGGUCAGGUGCCGGCACUUGUUCGCUUAAAUUAUGGAUUAUUAUGGGGAGUAUUAUAGGUUUAAUUUGUUCUAUUAGUUUUUAAGGUAAAUUGUGAGUAGUUUAAUUAUAAAUAAAUUUAAAUACUUUAGUUUUA